AUGGCCGACUUUGCAAAAUCGAUAUUUGGGUUUGGCAAUUCUCAUAAACGGGAAAAUAAUAACUCAUCGCCUACGCCGCAGCCGAGCUCAUCUUCAAACACAAGUCAAUCCAUGCAUCAUUUUGACGAACGCCGAGAAUUACCGAACCACGAAGCACAUGACCAUUUAUCUUCAUCGCAACAUUCUUCCUUUCACCAGAGCAAUCUGAAUCUGAACCUGAACCUGAACCUGAACCUGAAUCUGAAACAUUUACCUCAUCACCACCAGUACGAUGAGUCUAGUGGAGUUAAUAAGUUCAUGCCCAAGGGGCUAGUCAAUGUCACCCCAACAACAGCAGUGUCAAAUGACUCUUCGGUUUAUGGAACUACAACAACAAAUAUAAAUAACGAAUCUGGAGCCUUUUUGAACCAAACUUUCAAAGGCAAUGAUUUUCAUCAACAAAAUCAGCUCAAGUUUUUCCAAAAAUCUCCAAUUGCCUUGCACAACAACACCACCAGCAACAUUACCACCACCACCACCGCCAACAAUAACAACAACAACUACGAUGAUGAUCAGAACAACGAAGGUCAACAAGAUCCAAUGAUUAUUACAACAGAUGAAACAGGACAAACAAUCAACCCAGGAGCAAAAAAUACCCAACCAAAGGGGAAAUUGAAAGUGACAAUUAUCGAGGCAAAAGACAUUCAAGCUAUUCAACCAUAUGUCGUAUGCACGUUUGAAAGCUCAGAAUUUGUGACCAAUGCGCCCGACUCCUAUGGUAAAUCGCCCAUGGGCGCAGGAGGAUCCAGCGGACCCAAAAAUAUGUACAACGCCAACCAUGGGCCAAGAGCGUUACCUGUGAAGAAUCAAAAACCAUCAUUGUAUCAACGGCAGUUAUCCACACAACAUUUGAACUUGGUAGGAGAGCUGUCACAUCCGAUAUGGAACCAUGAAACCAUUUUUGAUGUGGUUGGAUCAAAAUCGGAAUUAGACAUUUCCGUAUACGAUACUGCCAGCGAUGACGCGUUUGUUGGUCACGUAAGGAUUUUUCCCUCAACUACAAAAAACAAGAAGGGUCCAGAGGAAUGGUUACAACUUGGAUCAAGAAUAGUUGGCGAAAAAGCAACUCAUGGAUCUAUCAAAAUCAAGUGGGAAUAUUCAUCAUCGGAUAACAAAAAGGCAUACGGCCCAGAUGACUUUGAGUUUCUUAGGCUUUUGGGAAAAGGAACAUUUGGACAGGUAUUCCAAGUUAAAAAGAAGGACACUUCUCGCAUUUAUGCGAUGAAGAUUUUGUCCAAAAAAGUCAUUGUGAAGAAAAAGGAAAUUGCUCAUACUAUUGGGGAGAGAAACAUAUUGGUGCGUACCUCGGCAGCAGCAUCACCGUUUAUUGUUGGUUUAAAAUUCUCUUUUCAAACACCAACUGAUUUGUUUUUAGUAACUGAUUACAUGUCUGGCGGUGAGCUAUUCUGGCACUUACAAAGAGACGGACGAUUUUCAGAAGAGCGCGCCAAAUUCUACAUAGCAGAGUUGGUUUUGGCGUUGGAGCAUUUGCAUGAUAACGACAUUGUCUAUCGUGAUUUGAAGCCAGAAAACAUAUUGCUCGACGCAAAUGGACACAUUGCGUUGUGUGACUUUGGUUUGUCCAAGGCCAACUUGAAUAAUGAUGGAACAACUAAUACAUUUUGUGGAACCACCGAGUACCUUGCGCCAGAAAUUUUAUUAGAUGAGUCAGGAUAUACAAAAAUGGUAGACUUUUGGUCCCUUGGGGUUUUGAUUUUUGAGAUGUGCUGUGGAUGGUCACCGUUUUACGCAGACAAUACGCAACAAAUGUACAAGAAUAUAGCAUUUGGGAAAGUGCGUUUCCCAAAAGAAGUAUUGAGCCCAGAGGGAAGAUCAUUCGUAAAGGGGCUUCUCAAUAGAAACCCAAAGCAUAGAUUGGGAGCCACCAACGAUGCCAGGGAGUUAAUAGCACAUCCAUUUUUUGCCGACAUUGAUUGGACGUUGUUAAGGGCCAAGAGUCUUCCACCACCAUUUAAGCCGCAUAUUACAUCUGAGACCGAUACUUCCAAUUUUGAUCCAGAGUUUACAUCGGAGUCCACGUCUGCUUUAAAGAAGCAAAUGGAAAUGGCCUCGACUCCGUUGUCGCCUGGCAUACAAGCAAAUUUCAAAGGAUUCACCUAUGUUGAUGAUUCUGCAAUGGAUGACCAUUUCGGCAGAUCUUACCGUAUAAACACAUUUAAGAAUCCCGGGUCCUUCAUUCCCGGCGAUCCUAAUUUACCACCUGCUGAAGACGCAGUCGACGAUGACAACAUUGAAGAAGAGGAUGAGAUGGAGGUUGAUGAAGAUCAACAAAUGGACUAUGAAUUUGUCAAUGGUAGAUUUGAUUUAUAG
This is a messenger RNA of Lodderomyces oxycetoniae, 2370 nucleotides long. RefSeq names its product serine/threonine protein kinase (gene SCH9). The record is from RefSeq and is a predicted model, not a curated record. NCBI's taxonomy places the organism in Eukaryota, Fungi, Ascomycota, Pichiomycetes, Serinales, Debaryomycetaceae. Gene Ontology annotation, molecular function: ATP binding; protein serine/threonine kinase activity. Bases 1 to 2370 code for a protein of 789 amino acids. Gene Ontology annotation, cellular component: nucleus; cytoplasm. Gene Ontology annotation, biological process: protein phosphorylation. The transcript has a single exon.